CCUUCAGAACUGCGGUUCAUUUCCUGACAUCUUAUACACAAAGUAGACUAUUCGAACCGAGUCGAGCAGGAUGGCCCAAGCAAAGUCACUCACGAUUCUUGUCACCGGGGCCGCAGGUUUCCUGGGCUCGAACCUCGUUGAUUUCCUCCUUGGAGAGGGCCACCAAGUUAUUGGCGUGGAUAGCUUCCAAACAGGGUCGCCAAAGAAUCUAAAACAUCUCGAAGGUCAUGAGAAGUUCACGCUACUCAAUCAAGACAUUCAAUCACCAAUCGAAGGCCUAGGACACAUUGACCAGAUCUACAACCUGGCAUGUCCGGCGAGUCCGAUCCAAUACCAGAAAGAUCCUGUUUCAACCUUGCGGACCUGUUUCCGCGGCACGGAAAACUUGUUGGAGCUGGCCAAAGAACGGAACAUUCGACUGUUGCAUACCAGCACCUCCGAAGUAUACGGUGACCCGCAUGUCCACCCCCAGCCCGAAUCCUAUUGGGGCAAUGUCAACUCUUUUGGGCCCCGAUCUUGCUACGACGAGGGCAAGCGCGUUGCAGAAGCCCUCUGCUAUGCGUAUCGCGAGAAUGGGGUCGAAGUCCGCAUUUCUCGUAUCUUCAACACGUAUGGACCACGGAUGAAUGCGGCUGACGGUCGGGUGGUCUCCAACUUCGUCGCAGCUGCCCUUGCCGGCGAGGAGCUGAAAAUUACCGGCGAUGGCAAGGCAACCAGAUCGUUCCAAUAUGUCACAGACUGUAUCAGGGGACUUUAUGCCCUGAUGAACAGCGACUAUGGUGACGGUCCGGUGAACAUUGGAAACGACGGGGAGUUCACCAUCCAGGAACUAGCCAGCAUAGCGACUGAGCUCGUCUCCGAAGUGACAGGAAAGCCAAAGGUGCCCAUUAUCUACCAUCCACGCCCGGUCGAUGAUCCUUUAGUCCGCCGUCCUCAGAUCACUCUGGCCAGGGACAAGCUGGGCUGGAAGCCCGUAAUUCCGUUGCGAGAAGGCUUGCGGAAGACAAUCGAGUGGCAUAUGAACGAGAGUUGAGUUGUUCGAGACCGCGGUGCUCAGUGCAUUCCCUGGUCGGCAAACGAAGAUCAGACGUGCCAUGCUUGAUUGGCCAUUAGCUUGAGAUAUAGAAAUACAAAGAAAUAAAUCCUGGGAUCUUAUCAAAUUGAUAUCCAGAUUGUAAUUCUCGGCAAAAGAAUAGAUGCCGAGGACCCCACCAUAACAAACCCCGACUCUCCAACUCCCCGGCCUCUUCUCUCCCCGUCAACCAACACCCACAAUGGCUCCGUUUUUUGAUUCUACAGCUCUCCAGGCCCUUAAGGAUGCGCUGACAUCCUCUCUCAUCUUAACGCCUGAUUCCGAGGGGUAUCAGGACAGUUUGCGACGAUGGUCCGAUACGGGUG
Molecule: messenger RNA, 1398 nt
Organism: Aspergillus ruber CBS 135680
Lineage: Eukaryota; Fungi; Ascomycota; Eurotiomycetes; Eurotiales; Aspergillaceae
Product: UDP-glucuronic acid decarboxylase family protein
Exons: 4
Coding region: 71-1033 (320 amino acids)
Biological process (GO): D-xylose metabolic process
Cellular component (GO): cytoplasm
Molecular function (GO): NAD+ binding; UDP-glucuronate decarboxylase activity
Source: RefSeq, a predicted model, not a curated record